GAGGGCCAGCGGGGCAGGAAUGCGCAGCGGGCGGGCGGGCGGCGCAGGAGGCGAGCGGUGGAACAUGUAAGGGCACAUCCCGCCAGCAGCCGCCGAGCGCACACACAGAGUCCAGGGGCGCGGGCGUGCGGGCGGAAAGGCGCAGGGUACCGGGCAGAGGCUCGGGGAGGUCGGAGCGCUGCGCAGGGCGAGCGGGCGAGCAGCAUCCUCUCGCGCCUCCCAGGCGCCGCUGUCUGCCAGGCGUUCCCGGUCGCGGGCUCGACUGGACAGGGAGCAGGGCCAGCCAGCCCAGGGCGCGAAGAGCCGGCGCUGAAGAGCCGGGACUGCCGCAGCCUCCAGCGCUGUGGGAACCUCGGGGACGCCCAUGACGGCGGCGGCGACCGUGCUGAAGGAGGGCGUGCUGGAGAAGCGCAGCGGCGGGCUGCUGCAGUUGUGGAAGCGGAAGCGCUGCGUGCUCACCGAACGCGGGCUGCAGCUCUUCGAGGCCAAGGGCACGGGCGGCCGGCCCAAGGAGCUCAGCUUCGCCCGCAUCAAAGCCGUGGAGUGCGUGGAGAGCACCGGGCGCCACAUCUACUUCACUCUAGUGACCGAGGGCGGGGGUGAGAUCGACUUCCGCUGCCCCCUCGAAGACCCCGGCUGGAACGCUCAAAUCACCCUGGGCCUGGUCAAGUUCAAGAAUCAACAGGCCAUCCAGACUGUGCGGGCCCGGCAGAGCCUUGGGACCGGGACCCUUGUGUCCUAAACCAUGGCAUACCAUUUUAUCGACAUGCCCCCCACCUCCAUGCCCAGAGGACAUGUCAGCUUCUCUGUCCACUCCGGUUGGUUGGAGCCUGACUGCAUGUGAUGCGGAGAAACCAUCAGCAUGUGGAGGAAGCGUAUCAUCCCGGAAGGAGCCAACCGACCAGGGCGGAGAGUGGAAGCCAAUGAGGACUGAGGAUGAAGAUUCAGUUCCUGGACACUGAGACUGUUCUACCUUCGAGCCACAGGCCUGGCCUCAUGUAUCACGAUGGAGCCUUUGGGGCUCCUCCCACUCACUGAUCCUGCCCUUGCUUCUGGGUUCUGCAGACUGCUGUUUGGCCCCUGACCUUGAUACAUGCCCAAAGGAGGGCAGGUCCUCGUGGGGUGCUCAGCGAAGGCCUCCGAACUCGGGAGGCCAGCCUGGGAUCCAGAAGGUGUCCACCCUACCUUAGGACAGUUGCUGGACUUGCAGAUGGGGGUCUGCUGGGCAUGAGGCCUGUGCCUGGGGGUCUCUUGCUGCUUAGGUCCUUUUGGGACCCCCCCACCCAUCCAUACCCUCUCUUUGCACACUUCUUCCCUCACCUCUGUUGCCCUCUCCUCACUUUGGUGCUGGGCCUGGAGGUGGUGGGGUGGGAUAAGGGUUUGGCCAUUACCAUUUCAUGCCUGUUCCAGAAUGAAGAU
Molecule: messenger RNA, 1419 nt
Organism: Chionomys nivalis (European snow vole)
Lineage: Eukaryota; Metazoa; Chordata; Mammalia; Rodentia; Cricetidae
Gene: Phlda3
Product: pleckstrin homology like domain family A member 3
Exons: 2
Coding region: 365-742 (125 amino acids)
Biological process (GO): intrinsic apoptotic signaling pathway in response to DNA damage by p53 class mediator; negative regulation of phosphatidylinositol 3-kinase/protein kinase B signal transduction; positive regulation of apoptotic process
Cellular component (GO): plasma membrane
Molecular function (GO): phosphatidylinositol phosphate binding
Source: RefSeq, a predicted model, not a curated record